Molecule: messenger RNA, 4873 nt
Organism: Doryrhamphus excisus (bluestripe pipefish)
Lineage: Eukaryota; Metazoa; Chordata; Actinopteri; Syngnathiformes; Syngnathidae
Gene: amot
Product: angiomotin
Biological process (GO): angiogenesis; establishment of cell polarity involved in ameboidal cell migration; hippo signaling
Cellular component (GO): plasma membrane; bicellular tight junction; cytoplasmic vesicle
Molecular function (GO): signaling receptor activity
Source: RefSeq, a predicted model, not a curated record
GUUUUUUGCUUCCUGCUCUCAGGACCUCCCUUUUUAUGGAAAAACAUGAAAGUAGCAACAAGGACUAAAAACGCUGGAAAGACUUAAUUGUUUGUUUAAAAGCACAGAUUUGCGGUCGAGGACAGGUAUUUUUUGUGUUUUGUUGACUUUUUAUGUUGACUUUUUGAUGUUUAGCUUUGUGUAGCGGGAAAGGAGAUCUGAGGAACAUGUUUCCACUGAAGUCGUGUUGAAGGAGCUUCACUUGAAAGGAAGUUAAGGCCUUCAGUCGAGCUCGGCUUUCUUUAAACGUGUCGCCCGCGCAAGACGUAGAUGAGGACCGCUACCGAAGAGACACCAAGCAGCAGCUCCAGUGCAGGAGGCGGCAAUAGCACCGUCCUGCAGCGUCUCCUGCAGGAGCAAAUGAAUCGAAGUUUUGUGAUGCAGCAGCAAGGAGGAGCCGUAUCUGGAGGUGUAUCGCACGGGCAGGGUGGCCCUUCCGAAGACCAUUCCAUGAUCCCCCAUAUUGCCAGGCAGGAGCCCCAGGGACAAGAGCUACAGUCAGACAGCUUGGAGAAGUUGGGCUCCAGAGUGGUAGGAGGUUGUGGGAGCAACGGAGGGGGAGUUGGUUCCAUAACUGGAGGAGGUGGCAGCAGCGGAUGUGUUUCGACGAACCAGGGUCAGUGCCUAAACCUGGAGGACCUGCCUACUUACGAGGAAGCUAAGGUCCAGUCACAAUACUUCCGUGGCCAUGGUCCACCUCCUCAGCUUCAGCAGCAGAGCAGCCAGUCCCAGCAGAACACGCUGGCUUCCUCAGCGGGCGCCACCUUCUACGUCACUGGAGUGACUGACGCCAAAGUGCGCACCGAAGGUCGGCCCACCGUGCAGCGCGUUAACGGGGCGAUUAAGGUCCACCAAGAUGACGGACUAAAGGAUCUCAAACAAGGGCACGUUAGAUCUUUGAGUGAACGUCUAAUGCAGCUCUCCCUGGCCACAAGUGGAGUUAAGGCGCAUGCUCCAGUCAUCAGCUCGUCACUCUCCCCCCAGUUGGCUCCUCCAGGGCAACCGGGUGAUUACUACAAACCCCAGCAUCGCGGCCCACCUCCAGACUACCCCUUUAAAGGAAUGAGCUCACCUAGUAUGCAGCAAGAGACUGGGGGGCCUUUUCAUCAGGAGCAGUCAAGGGAAGUGCCCCACGUGCGAUAUCAGCCCCCACCAGAGUAUGGCUCCUUUAGGUCCAGUAAGGAUGGUUCAGGAACUUUCCAGAAGUCCCUUCACCAGCACAGCCCCACCUCUUCAGUCACCUCUGUUGGUUCUCUGUCCCGCGCCCAGUCCUCAACUCUCUGUAGCGUACCCCACGUCUCCCACUCCUCUCACCCCUCCUUCCUCCAGCAACAACCACAGAAUCAGGUUCACACCUUGCCCAGCAUGGGGCUUCGCAAUCUACAUGGUGUUGUUUCCCAUCAGGUAGGGGAGACUUUCACGCCGACGCCACAAAGAUGUCACGGUUUCCCUAGCAACCCCUACAGUUCCACACCACGGAGUUACAACAAACAGCAGCAGAAUCAUCAAUAUCAACUACAGCAUUUCCAAGGGCCGCUCCCUCCCCAGACUCAGCCUUUUGUUCAGGCUGGACAUUUCCCCCAUCUGCAUUCUUACUCCCACCUGCAGGGGGAAUCCUUUGCAAUGGUGACACAAGUCCAACAGAGAGUGGACGUGCUGACCGAAGAGAACCGAAUUCUGAGGCAGGAGAUGGAGGCUUGUCGUGAGAAAGUCACCAAGCUGCACAAGUUGGAAACAGAAAUCCAGCUUGUGUCAGAGGCUUACGAAACCCUCGCUAAAUCCUCCUCUAAACGGGAGGCCCUGGAGAAAACGAUGAGGAACAAGCUCGAGUUGGAGGUCCGGCGGCUGCAUGACUUUAACAGGGACCUCAGAGAGCGCAUGGAGACGGCCAAUAAGCAGAUGACGGCUAAAGAGAAUGAUGGCUCAGAAGACAACCUGAAGACCAUAUCACAGCUGCUUGCACAGAACAAAGAGACAAUAUGCGAGAAGGAAAAAGUAGAGAUGGAGCUCAAUGCACUGCGCUCCAUCACAGAGGACCAGAGGAGACACAUUGAAAUCAGAGACCAGGCUCUGAAUAACGCCCAAGCCAAAGUGGUCAAAUUAGAGGAGGAGCUAAAGAAGAAACAAGUUUAUGUGGAGAAGGUGGAGAGAAUGCAGCAGGCUCUCGCUCAGCUGCAGGCAGCCUGCGAGAAGAGAGAACAACUCGAGCAUCGACUUCGUACGAGGCUGGAGAGAGAGCUGGAAUCGCUACGCAUGCAACAGCGCCAGGGAGGCACUCAAAACAAUGGCGUGGUCCCAUCAGAGUAUACUGCCACCGCGCUAAUGGAGCGCCUAAGGGAGAAGGAAGAGCGGAUUUUGGCCCUGGAGGCUGACAUGACCAAGUGGGAGCAAAAGUAUCUGGAGGAGAGCGUCAUGAGGCAGUUUGCCCUGGAGGCCGCUGCUUCUGUUGCUACUCAAAGGGAUACAUCCAUAGCAAUGCUAAGCCAUUCUCCCAGCAGCAGCUAUGACACAUCGGUGGAGGCCCGCAUUCAAAAAGAAGAAGAAGAGAUUCUAAUGGCGAAUCGACGCUGUUUGGACAUGGAAAGCAGGAUAAAGAACCUCCAUGCCCAGAUAAUAGAGAAGGAUGCUAUGAUCAAGGUGCUUCACCAGCGUUCUAAGAAAGAACCAGUCAAGUUGGAUGUGCCACCAACAAUGAGGCCGUCUAAGUCUUUGAUGUCCAUCUCUAAUACUGGAUCUGGUAGUUCAGGUCUGCUGUACCACAGCCUUGGACUCAGUAGCUCACCCAUAACUGAAGAACGCAAGGAUACCAACUGGAAAGGCAGCCUGGGGGUUCUGUUGAGUCCGGAAUUCCGCACAGACUCUCUUCGAGCAGAGUCGAUAUCGUCAUCUCCUUCCCCGGUGUUUUCUUCCACACAAGUGGCAGCGGUCCACUCGAAGACUGGCAGCAGAGACAGCUGCACACAGACUGAUAAGAAUCAGAACCAGGACACCAGUAAGCCCGGCACCCCGGCCCUUCAGAGCAUGACCCUGCCAAGCCGACUGUCCAGUCCGAGCCCCAACUACAUCCCUGACCGUGGACUAGAUGGUCCGGUAUUUCACUGCAGCACCCUGGAGAGAAGGGUCCCCGCUUCGUCCCACUCGCAGCAACACCUCCCAGCUACACCCCCCCAGCAGGAAGUGGACAAAGAUUUGAUGGAAAUUCUCAUCUGAUCCACUGACCUCAUCCAAAUGAAUGAAUAGGUGGCAGCUUAAUAAGAACAAAAUGUGUACGGUAAAAUUCAUUCUCCUUUAUUAGCUGUGUCCCAACAAAGAAUAAUGAAGAAUACAACUAAUGAGCAAGUAAGCGCAUUUUAAAAUCAAAUUUCCUUGUAAACAUUUAACAACUGCAAUCAGACAAUCUUGUUUUUGCGCUUCCUUUAAGAUCAUUAUUUGGUUAAAUGUUUGUUAAAACAAACCAUGAAUAAUGUCCAUAAUAAUUUAUUAUGUGUGUAUUUACUCAUGUGACGUUAUAUAGUAUCUAAACAUCCAGUGUCCCAACAAACUGUCACCAUAAAUGCAAAUAAUACUGCAUUAACGCUAACAAAAGUUAAGCAUAAGAAUGAUGCAUUUUGAAAUGAUUGUGAUUCUUUUUGAUUGUUUUUAUUGUAAAAGUCAGAAUUGACAUCAGUCGCUUACAUGAGUAGAGGACACAGGUUGUGUAUCUCUCUACACCACAACCAUUCUGAUUUAUUUUUGCUUUAUUAUCCUACAUUACAUAUACAGGGUAACACAAAAAUGUAUAAACACACUUAUGUCAAUUGUGGCCCAAUAUUGUAUACAACAUAUAACACACUAUAUAAUAUACACAUUAUUAUAUAUGUUAUAUUCACACUGCAUUUCAAAUACACUCCUAAUCGGAGUUUUAAGAAGGAUUUACAUUGAAGGAGGUUCUAAAUAGAGCUUCAAAAUGCAAUGCGGCAUCAUGAUAAUUCUAUGGAACAAUGGAGCUUUGCGUUGUGCAGGGGUAUCAAACGGUAACUGGCUAUGUGGGACAUCCCUCGUGACUGAAGGCCCUCGUCUGUGCGUCUGUGUUAAUUGGCUAGAUUGCUAGGUUAACUCCAAAUUGUCCAUAAGUCUGAAUGUGAGUGUGAAUGGUUGUUUGUCUAUAUGUGCCCUGUGAUUGGCUGGCGACCGGUCUGGGGUGUACCCCGCUUCUCGCCCGAAGACAGCUGGGAUAGGCUCCAGCACCCCUGUGACCCUCGUGAGGAUAAGCGUUGGAAAAUGAAUGAAUUAAUUAAUUAAUUAAUCAUUUAGUGUUAAGUUGUUGUGUGAUGAAUUUAGUGCUGUUAGUAAUGUGUUCUUUGAAAGAUGACACAGUGACUCCAAUUUUUUUUACUCCAAAUUGUCCAUAGGUAUGAAUGUGAGUGUGAAUGGUUGUUUGUCUAUAUGUGCCCUGUGAUUGGCUGGCCACCAGUCCAGGGUGUACCCCGCCUCUCGCCCGAAGACAGCUGGGAUAGGCUCCAGCACACCCCUCGCGAUCCUCGUGAGGAAAAAGCGGUAGAAAAUGAAUGACUUAAUGAAUAAUUAUUACCUGCCUCCUUACAAAUACAUGAAAGGUCAAUAAUAAUAAUAAUAAUUAUAUGCUAGGUUUAUUUAAAAUUGAUGCAUAACAAUGCUUUGUUAAAUCUAUAUUUGAAGGCGCCCCCUGCUGGGCACUUGAAAAUGCAUGACAACUACUGUUUACAGUGCAUAGAAUAACAUGAAUGUAUCACAAUUGUGUACAUAGCCUAACUGUUUUGUAUCCUUACAAUUUCAGUUGUCACUCAUGUCUAUGAAGAAACAUUGAAGUAAACUA